CGGGACGUCUCCAGGGAAACACGGCUUGGGUGCCAGACGGCAGCAGUGUUCAGCAGUUAGCAAUUCUCGGCAAUCGGGAGAGUACAACUGUGUGCAGUUUUUCAUUGGUGUAGUGAGGUCAACAGUCAUCAGUGCGUCAUAGUAAACAUUGUGCAGAGGUCAGCUGUUUGCAGUGGUCAGCCGGGGUCGAGUGUGUGUACAUCUGUUUCAAACAAGUUUACAACGCUGCACCUUCGAGGAAGUUGAAAUGGCGAACACACCAGCGGAACAAUCACUUGGUCUUAUAAUUCACUGCCAAACUCAGAAUGAUUAUAUUACCGAGGACCAGGUGAAGGCAGCGCUGAGGGCAGACAAGGGCAGCAACGUCCAGCUACUGUCUUGGAUAGUAAAAGAAUUUACUCAGAAAGGUGACAAUUACGGUUGCUUAAUAUUCAGCAUCACUGUGAGUUAUCUGGAAGGAAGCAGCGUGAAGGAGAUCACAUAUAUAGCGAAGUGCAACCCACGUUGGCCGACGCCUGAUUUAAAAAAGAGGUUUCGGAAUCUGUUCGAGAAGGAGGCGGGGUUCUUCGAGCAUCUGGUUCCUCUCCUCAAUGCCAAGCUGGUCAGCGUUGGUGAAGAGUCCCUGAGGACACCGACUUGCUUCUUCAUCAACAUGGUGGAGGACGAGGAGGUAAUCAUCUUCAAUGACUUACGUCGACGAGGUUUCAAGAUGGUUGACCGCAAGAUGGGGCUGGACGCGGCGCACACUCUCCUGGUACUUAGGGAAAUAGGCCGGCUUCACGCUGUGUCUGUUUUAGUCCAGUCAAAAUUAAGAGAAUCAUUAAACGAUAAGUACAAUUUCCUAAUUAAGGAGCUGAAGGAUUCUGAAUAUUUCUUUAUAUUUAUGGAAACAGCCACACUACGCAUGUCUUAUAUCAUGGAGAAAAUAGGUGGCUGCCAAAAUCUUGUUACCUGGGCUAGAGACUUUGCCCCGAAGUGCAGCAACGCUUACUGGGAGCUGACGAGGAGGAGUGACCCGUUUGAUGUUUUGUGCCACGGAGACUGCUGGCUCAACAAUUUCCUUUUCAGGUACAAUGAGUGCGGAGCGCCAGUGGACGUCAUCCUUCUAGACUUCCAACAAUGCUGCCUGACCUCCCCUGGUAUUGACCUCAACUUCUUUAUGUACUCAAGCUUCGACGGUGCCUAUAGGAGGGAUAAUCUACCCACCUUCUUGAAGGCCUACUACGAGUCCUUCUCCUCGGUGCUGGAGGCGGGUGGGAGCGCCCUGCCCUACAGCAGCGAGGAAUUACUUCUGGAGUACCGAAGGAAGAAUCUGUUCGGGUUUUUGACGGGGCUAUAUGUGGUUCCCCUGGCGAUGUGCGUUGACGAGAACGUCACAGACCUGAGCGAGGUAAUGGAUGGAGGCCUCGAAGCCUUCCGGAAGGAAAAGAACGAAAGGUUCAUAAGGCAGCUGGAGAACAACCCGCUGCUCAAGACGCGGCUCAUUUCCCUAUUUGAUGAUUUGAUAGAACACGGCUUAAUCCAAUAGGUCCGUUGCACGGGUGAAAGUGGAUGAGUGAACACAACAUAAUCCACCAGGUAUUUGGGAAGUUUGUCAGAGAAAUCAGACAUUCGGAAAGCAUGGAUGAGGUAUACUAACAAAAAUAUAGUUGAAGAGUGUGCUGAAUAGAGUUUACCCUAACUUGGAGCUUGUGAUGAGGGAGGCUUCCUCUCACAAGGAUGGUGUGAUGAGUGAAGGUUUCUUUCACAAAGAUGGCAACUACCAAAUAAAUUUAAUAUUAAAGAAAAAUUAAACAUGAGUACUAAUUUAUUAUGCACCCCAUACUGUUCAUGUGAGUAGUGGUUUAUUGUGCACCCCAUA
Molecule: messenger RNA, 1861 nt
Organism: Procambarus clarkii (red swamp crayfish)
Lineage: Eukaryota; Metazoa; Arthropoda; Malacostraca; Decapoda; Cambaridae
Source: RefSeq, a predicted model, not a curated record